AUGGCCGACGAACAUAAUGUCCCAUUUCCACCUUUGCCAUCGAUGGUCAUCGAGAAAGAUGACGAUUCUGCUAAUGAUGUUAAAGCUUCUAAACAAGAACAUGAAACGAAGUUAGCUACUGUGAAAAUGUUGUUAGAAUCCAUUGAUCAAACGGUAACAGUAGCGUUCCCAUUACACGCACCAGUUAAUGAAUUAAUUACACAUUUUGCCAAAGAAUUGCGCAUGUCAGUGAAUGUUCUCCAAAUUAUUUUUAAAGAUAAAGUUCUUGAGAAUCAAUUAACUCUUUCUCAAAUCGAUGUCGAACCCAACACAACAGUCAGCAUGGAAUUACAUUCGAAAGAUCCGAUCAAUCAACCACUGAGACGUUAUAGACCACGUCAAGACAUAUCCAUGCCUGAUGUUAUCACCGUGCGAAUCGAUGAAAAUCCAAAUAUGACUCGUGAUGUCGUUGUGGAAAUCGAGCGUAAUAAUAUUCGUAAACCAUAUUUGGGUGGCACACAUCAUCGAAUAACUGGAAAAGAAUAUCAUCAUGCAAGUGCUCAAACUAUUCCACCACAGAGACCAGACAAAGGCACAGUUCGUUAUUGUCGAGAUACUCAAACGAUUGAAUCUCGACAUCGAGUUAUUCAAACUACGAACGAACAAUCGACACAAAUGAGCAAACCGGGAUACUACAUUUCGACGGAAAACGAUCGUUUAUUAACACCAAAACCUUACCAAACGGCAGAAGAACGAUUUGAAAUUUUAACAAAGAAGGCGACUAUUAUCCAAAAAUACUUUCGUCGUUGGUUGGCCAAACGUGAUGUGAACACACUGCGAGAAGCAUUUCAAAAACGAGUUCAAUAUGAACUGGAACAAAAGCAAAAGCAAGCAGAAGAACGUCAACGACGAUAUCAAAAUGAUCUCGAACGGCGUUUACACCCGCGAACAAAAGAUGAUUUCGAUGUACUGUACGCUGCACUCGAAAAAUGGCGUGAAGAAGAAAUCGCGAAAAUUAACGCAACAAAGCAAGGAGCUGCUCGAAAAGCGGCAUUAGCAUUGCUUGUUGAUGAAGAGACAGAGCUAUUAGCGACGAUUGAUCGGUAUAAAAGUGAAGCAUCUAGACAUAAUAAGGAAGCGAAUAUUCAACGAUUUCUCGAACGUGUUGCCCAGCCGAAAAAAUGGAAAUAUAAAGAUGGAACCACUACUGAAAUGGAUACGCCUUACUCGAUUCGUGCACGUGAAUUAAUGCAGAUUUACAAUACGGUCACAAUGAAAUUCUUAACUCUUGAUGAACGAUUAGAUAUCCUACUUACGUUGAAACAUACUGUCAAAGAACAUGACAGUCGUCUUACUCAAGAGAUUAUUCAAUUGAUCGAUCGUGAAGCUGAUCUUCUCAUGCGUGGAACAAAAGAAGAGAACCUAAGCGGCCUUCGUGAACGAAUCUCAACGUUAUUUCUUCAAUAUAUUAAAACACCAACAUUCAAUCCAGGUGUUGUUCGACAUCUCAAAGUACCACAAGAUCCAGUUACCGCUGCACAAUACAAGACAUUCUAUUGUCGUAGUUGCCAAAAAUACUAUCCUUCAACAGAAUUUUCAGUUAGCAGUACAAAUGCUAAGAUUGGCAAAUGUCGACAAUGUCUUCGCCUGGAAAACAUUGCCAACAAACGCUCUGAUCAAACGAAAAUCAAAUAUCUUCUUAAAAAGAUCGAAAAAGACGAAUGUGGUUAUAAUGACGGAGCUCAUUGUAUAUUUUUACUAACGGUCAAUGAUAUGGAAUACAUGUUCAAAAAUAUCUGGGAUAGUCAUUCGGUUUUGAGUGAAGAAUCGGAUAUUUAUACGUUAACAUUCGUUCGAUGGAAUCGACAUGAAGAAUUCACACCUUGGAAUUGUAUUCUACUGACAGUUGAAGAAGCAAAUGCGCAUAUGAAACUCGAUGAUCCUGAAACGAGUUAUAGCGAACCAUUUUGUAAAAAGAUUCGUUACAAACACGCGAUUUCUCGCAAUCAUUUCACGAAACUUGUUGAACAUAUGAAAAAGCAACAGCAACAAAUUCAUGAAUCCAAAGAUAUGACAAUAACAGCGGUUAAAGUUGGCCGACAACGUGGGACACCAACAGCGAUGGCCAAUGCAUGA
Adineta ricciae is the source of this 2115-nucleotide messenger RNA. NCBI's taxonomy places the organism in Eukaryota, Metazoa, Rotifera, Eurotatoria, Adinetida, Adinetidae. The record is from the annotation of a GenBank genome assembly.